This is a messenger RNA of Phyllotreta striolata, 810 nucleotides long. Lineage: Eukaryota; Metazoa; Arthropoda; Insecta; Coleoptera; Chrysomelidae. The record is from the annotation of a GenBank genome assembly.
AUGGCGUUAGUUCUAAAGAGGCUUUUCGUAAACUAUUUUUAUUUGUUCGACGACUUGGCAGAUGAACGUGUGAAUGAACUCGGUUUAUUUUUAAUGUCAUCCCCUUUAGUGAUAGCCGCGAUAUUAUUUUCAUAUCUACAUUUCACUUAUAAGUUGGGCCCGAGACUUAUGAAAAACCGCAAGCCUUUCGAAUUAAAAUGGGUUCUAAUUACAUUCAAUCUAACACAAAUUAUAUCCAAUACAUAUAUCGCCUACGAGGCAUUCAUCGAAAUUUGGUUCUACAUGAAUUGGAAAUGUCAGCCGAUAACUUAUUCAAAAACGCCUCGUAGUUUGUGGAUGUUGCGAAUGUAUCACUUUUUUUUCUUGAUGAAAGUCUUGGACUUAUUCGAUACUGUAUUUUUCGUUUUAAGAAAAAAGUACCAACAAGUCACGUUCCUGCACGUUUACCACCACUUCGGAAUGACUUUGUUGAUGUGGUUAGUGGUUAAAUUUUUUUCCGGUGGUUCCGGUACUUGGGUGGGACUAAUCAAUGGGAUAGUACACGUCGUUAUGUACUUAUACUACCUCCUGUCGUCGAUAGACAAAUCGUGGAAGACUAGCGUUAAAUUUAAAAAGUUCAUUACGCAAGUGCAAAUGGUUCAAUUUUUGACAUUUAUAAUUAUCUACGCGAAGUUGUUGUUCCAAGACUGUGCCUACCCCAAAAUAGCGUCCUUUUUUUUCGUGCCGCAAAAUGUUUUCAUGUUGUUACUUUUUGGAAAUUUUUACAAAAAGACGUACCUAAAGAAAAAUCGAGGUAACGAAUUAAUGUAA